AACCGCGUAAUCGUUUAGUUUUUAACGUGCUGCCGGCUAGGGAGGUUGUGUGAUGACGUCAUUGAGUGGUGAUGUUGGUUCGAGUAAACUGAAGUUUAGUGUGGAGAGCAUAUUGGGUACAAGUGAUGGUAGUAAUAAUGUAUCGGUGGUUGUGAGCGAGCCGUCGUCGAGACAUGAGCCGCCGUGCGCGGGCUGCGUGGCCGCCCUGUACAGGUGCUGUAGAGAUGAACCGCCUCUGCUGCAGUUGCCGCUGCCCCUUCCUUAUUCACAUCUGCACCCAGCUUUAAGGCCGACAACAGUGUAUAGAUUGCCGUUGCCGCCGUCGUCUCCGCCACAACAGACGUCAGCGUCGCGCUGUGACGUCACAUCGAGCGGCAAACGCAAACGCUCCUGGUCGCGGGCUGUCUUCAGCAACCUUCAGAGGAAAGGACUAGAGAGGAGGUUCCAGAUACAGAAGUACAUCACUAAACCGGAUCGAAGGCAACUUGCGGCCACGCUUGGAUUAACUGAUGCACAGGUAAAGGUGUGGUUCCAAAAUAGACGUAUGAAAUGGCGUCACACGAAGGAGGGGCGCGCGCCGCCCCGCGCUACCGAACUAGAAGAUAAUGAAGAUGUAGACGUCGACACACUGAGCGAUUAAAUAAAAUCGUGCCUUAACAGGAUAAACUUAAAAACCAUAAUUCUAUAUCAAUCUUACCGGAAUUUAAAAAUUGGAUCGUCCGUCAUAGUUUCAGUCGUUCCGUCAAGAGAUGGCAUUAGUGUACUAACAUAAUUUUAACGAAAGAAAAUUAUAUUUGUUGUAUUGUUUUGCUCUUGACAGGUUUCUGGACUCUCUUUUCAUCAGUAAAUAUUGGAAGAUAUUAGGGCUUACCUUUAUAAUCGUUAAUAUUUAUUUUGUACGUAUCUCAUAAAAUAGACCAUAAAAAUUUUAAAUACUCGCUAUUAACUUGCGCGUGAUAUGCUUUUGUAGGUAAACAAGUACAAAAGUAAAAUUAAAAGAUUUUAAAUAUGUACGAAAUUCAAGUCGUACUUUUUAUCUUAUAAUAUUAUGAUCCCUCUUACGAUUGAGUCUAUGAUUUUGGCUGAAUAAUAUUAUCUAAGACACAUUGUAAAUAUUUUAGUAACAAAAUAAAACUAAUAUCUAUGCAUUAAGUAAAUAUCUUUUAAGAUAACUAAGUUUUUAUUAUAUUUCCUUUGAAGAUGGUCAAGUCAUAAUACUAAAGAAAACUAGCAAGUAACUUGUAAAAUGAACUUAUUUAUUUAAUAUAAGACUGAUACACAUUAAAGCGAUCUACAAACAGGAGCUGCAAAUAUUAUUUUAUUUACAUUUGUAACUACAUACUACAUGUUAUGUACAAAAAACAUUUAAACUAACAUUUCACUCGCUAUCCCCCUUUAACAAUUAAGAGGUCUAUUAAUGACAUUUCAUAAAUUCAUUUUUGUGUUCCCCAAUAAUCAUCGAUAGCUAGAAACAGUACUGAGAACUUGUCUUGUUCAAUUUUCUACUGGUAAAAUCCUAAUCACGUAAAUCGCAUGACAUUAGAGCACUAUUUUCUUUAUCAAUAUCGAUUAUAACCGAACUGUCUAACUCAUAAAUAAUAAAAAAAAACAGAUCCAAACGAAGGAAAAAGGAAAACAUACUUAAAUCUAUCGUUUUGGAGUUAGGCGUUACAAAAUUAUCAUAAGUAGACAUUUUGGUAAAAAAAAAAAAAAUGAAAACGAGUAGAGGUUUCCCAAAAUACAUAAGAGUAAAAAAUAUGUCAUGUCUACAUAUUGAACGAUUUAUUUUAAUUAAAUAUAACGCACUAUUAGUCAAAACAUUUUACAAAACAAAAAUUUCCAAAGAUACUUAACUAAUCCGACUAACUAAAAUAUACACAAACGUCAAUUAAAAAUUGACAUUCUUCUAGAGUUCGUUUCACGAACGAAGUCCCUCGUCCCAUUGUUUUGACUCUUAUUACAAAUAAACAAGGGUUAUGCCAAGUGAACUCUUUCGUGAAACGGACUAUAAAAUGUCACCUUUUACGCCAUCUAGUGUUAAAUUACAA
Messenger RNA from Diatraea saccharalis (sugarcane borer), 2048 nucleotides. Lineage: Eukaryota; Metazoa; Arthropoda; Insecta; Lepidoptera; Crambidae. The record is from the annotation of a GenBank genome assembly.